This is a messenger RNA of Rana temporaria (common frog), 3283 nucleotides long. It is a transcript of the gene NDRG2, whose product is annotated as NDRG family member 2. The transcript has 17 exons. Gene Ontology annotation, cellular component: cytoplasm. Gene Ontology annotation, biological process: signal transduction. Bases 107 to 1249 code for a protein of 380 amino acids. The record is from RefSeq and is a predicted model, not a curated record. Lineage: Eukaryota; Metazoa; Chordata; Amphibia; Anura; Ranidae.
UGUGUCUUUGUCUGGGUGUCUCUCACAUCUAGCAGACCAGACAGCUGUACAGAGGAUCGGGGAAGGAAGAGAGUCUGCACAGGGAACCCCACAUCACAAUCUGGAGAUGUCGGAGUUGCAAGAAGUUCAGAUCACAGAUUACAAUGCUCUUCCACAGGACCCUUUAAAGGCAGCGGAAUUGGCUGCAAAAUUAAUGCAAGUACAAGAGCAGAAGCACUCUAUUGAGACUCCCUAUGGCGUGGUGACGGUUACAAUUCAGGGCUCCCCCAAACCCAAGCGUCCAGCGAUAGUAACAUUCCAUGAUGUGGGGAUGGACCAUAAAAUGUGUUUUGACGCACUGUUUAAUAAUGAGGACAUGUAUGAGAUCGUGAAGAAUUUUGUUGUGUGCCACAUUGAUGCUCCAGGGCAAGAGGAGGGGGCAGCUGUCUACCCUGUUGGGUAUCAAUACCCAUCACUUGAUCAGCUGGCAGAAACCAUCCCCCCCGUGCUGCAGUACCUUAAUUUCUCCAGUAUUAUUGGAAUUGGUGUUGGUGCUGGAGCCUAUGUCUUGUCCAGAUACACGCUUUCACACCCCAAUACAGUGGAAGGUCUAGUUCUCGUUAAUGUUGACCCAAAUGCCAAAGGUUGGAUGGACUGGGCAGCACACAAGCUUACAGGCCUGACAUCUUCCAUCCCGGAAAUGAUUCUGUCUCAUCUCUUCAGUGCAGAAGAGCUUUCGGGCAACACAGACAUUGUGCGUCAGUACAAAAGCACCAUCUUAAGCUCCCCUAUCGUCAGCAACAACCAGCUGUACUGGAACAGUUACAAUAGUCGCCGGGAUUUGAACUUGGAACGUGGUAGUGAUGUCACCCUAAAAUGUCCUGUGAUGCUAGUAGUUGGUGAUCAGGCUCCUCAUGAAGAUGCAGUGGUUGAGUGCAACUCAAAACUGGAUCCAACACAGACCUCAUUCUUGAAGAUGGCGGAUUCUGGUGGACAGCCACAGAUUACACAGCCUGGGAAACUUGCUGAAGCAUUCAAAUACUUUGUACAGGGAAUGGGAUACAUCCCCCACAUCCUGGAUAAGAAGCGCAGUAUGGGUGGCUUCCUCUUGUAUGACUCGUCUGUCUCGCUCCCGCACCGCCUCUCUUUCCAGCGAGGGGAAUCGCUCACGCUCUCGUACCCUCUCCCAGAGCAGCGAGUCGGGGGGAGGACCAACAGGAACGUUCACGGAGGUGACCUGCUGAGAAGUCGCGACGCGGGGGACAUGUGAUCUCCUCCACUCUGCGUGAGGGGAAAAUGGCAUUUUAGCAGAGCUAAUUAUGCUACUUAGAAAACUAAAAACAUACCCAGACUUCACACGGGCGAUAAGAUGUCUGUACCUGUCUCUCUCUCGCGCUCUCUCUAUCUCUCCUAUCUCCAGAUUUUUACUGUCCUUUGUUUUCUGAUCACUUUGCCUUUUUCUUAUUUUAUACUUGCAAUUCAUAUAACUAUGUAAACAAAAUAAAAAAUGCAGGAUUUGCUUACCUUGGAUAAAGCUUAAGUGUUGGAUAGAUUAACCUGUGUUCCAAAGGGGUAGUUAGAUUUUAAGGCUUCCUUUCUCACCAUAUACUGUUUUUUUUGUAUGUGAUUCCUUAUCCUUUAUUUCUAGCUCUCUCCAUGUUCAGGCAGAAUACAGGACAGCUUUUUAUAGUUCCAUCUCCAUGUGUCUUUAUAAAUCAUUUUAUUACCCUAACAGGCUUCUUUGUUCCCCUCUUUUUUGCACAUAAUAGUAAGUUGUAAUACGGGGUAACACCUAAUACUGUAUGCCCAGGAGUAGAGGGGGAGUUAGGAACUUGUGGGGAGAGGUCUUCAAGGUCCAACCACUGGAACAUACUCGCGUUUUUUUUGAUUCUUGAGGUCACUGUAAAGAUUGCAGCACAAUGGAGAACUCCAGUACAAAAUAACAAAGACCCUAAUGCUACUAAGAAACUUAGAGCUGCUGUCUGUUACUAAACCAGAUGUCUUUGUACUGGUAGUUUUAGUAUUGAAGUAGUAAUGUGAUUUUUUUUUUUUUUUUUUUUUUUUUUUUUUUUUUUUAGUAAACUAAUCCCCUCCACCCCACACCUGUUGCCACUUGCUCAGGGUAAUUUCCGUGAGUCUUAGGGGGAGGUUUUUCGAAGAACAGAACUCGCUUUUCAGUUGUAAAGACCUGUAGAUAAAACAUGUACUAGAUGCUUUUUAUUACUAAAUCGGGGUGUAGCUUGGUUGAAAACCUAUAUAGUAUUCGCAUUGUCCCGUGUCUCUAUUUUCUUAAUUGCAUCCUGCCAGUCCCUCCCCUGUUGUAGAUUAAAGCUGUUGAUGGCACAAAUUGCAGACAUUUCUGGGCAUAAGACCAAUGGCUUUUGUUAAGGAACUAAGGUUGGGACAUUUUAGAACGUCUCAUGGCACAGUUAACUUUUAGGACCAGGACACGAUGGAUUUCUAUUCCGAUAUAAAAGUAAGCUGUCAGAGGGUUUAUUCUCAUGCUGUACACUAAGCAAGCAAACCUAAUUGCUGAAAAUAUGUUGACGCCUCAAAUUCUGCUGUUUUGGAGGUGGUAAUGUAAAUUUAAAAUGGGACUGAUUAAGUAUUCUUUACUUUAAGUGAAUAUAUUGUGCCAACCACACAUUUAGAAUAAAUCAUUUUGCUUGCUUUCAGUACUUAUCCUGAUGAUUUUUAAAGCGCAUACAUUUCUGUAUUACACACAUAUGGAAUUGUCAUGCAGAUAAUACAUAUGCAUACACUGAAAGCACAUUCUUCUCUUGAACAAUGUAUAUUUUGAAAAAAUAAAUAAACUGAGUACAUUGAUUCAGAGAACCUAAAAUAAGAAGGUUGGACAAGGCUUUGUCCAUCAGAUGAGCAUAAAAGAUUUCAGAGAUUUGCUGAAUUUGGCCACAAUUAGAAUGUUGAAGACAGGCUUGUUUCCACUAUGCAAUAAGGUAUGAAUUGGGUUCUAGCAUCAAAACGGUUGGCACUAGUGCCUCCCCAGUUAGUUCCUCCCCCUGCAAAGUGCCAUUUUUCUCAAGUAGAUUAAAAACAUUAAAUGUUUUGUGCAUAAUGGCUUGCAAAAAAAGGCUUUUAGACAAGGAUGAUGAUUUUUUUUUAAUUUGUAGGAUGUUGAAUUGAAAUGGUAUUUAACAACCAUGUAUGGCACAACUUUAAGUCAAGAAGUGAGAUUUAUGCAAACGUAACUUGCGCUCCUUCACUUUAAGCUUUUAGUUGACUUUUUUUUAAUGUACAAUUUUGAAAUUUGCCAAAUAACAGUUUUGUGAUCUGUAACACGGAU